AUGGCGUCCCAGCAACCGAGGAGAUCGCGCCAGUCAACCCGUCCAGAAAUGUCCAUCGGCAGUUAUACACGACUCGAUGAGAUUGGGCGUGGUAGCUUCGCGACUGUUUAUCAAGGUGUUCAUACGAGAUCAAAAACAGUUGUAGCGAUCAAGUCUGUGAACUUGUCGAAGCUCAACAAAAAGCUCAAAGACAACCUUUCAUCCGAGAUCGAUAUCCUUAAACGCCUUCACCACCCGCAUAUCGUGGCACUGAUCGACUGCCAUGAGUCGACAUCCCACAUUCACCUUGUCAUGGAAUAUUGUGCAUUGGGGGAUCUGUCGCUGUUCAUCAAACGCCGGGACACUCUUGGUUCUCAUAAAUACACUAGGGAUAUGAUUGCCAAAUACCCGAACCCACCCGGCGCUUCGCUCAAUGAAGUAGUUACGCGGCAUUUCCUCAAGCAGCUGUCCAGUGCACUGAAAUUCCUUCGAGACCGAAACCUCAUUCAUCGAGAUAUCAAACCACAGAACCUCCUGCUGUGCCCGGCACCUUCAUCAUACCGGAGUGGGACUACACGGGUGAUUCCAUAUAAAGGCAGUGACGACUCUUUUGAACCCACGACCGGGCUCGAAACCCUGCCAAUGCUCAAAAUCGCAGAUUUUGGCUUCGCUCGAUCAUUACCCGCCACUUCAUUAGCGGAAACCCUUUGUGGAUCUCCGCUGUAUAUGGCACCCGAGAUUCUUCGGUAUGAGAAAUAUGAUGCCAAGGCCGACCUGUGGUCGGUUGGUACGGUGCUUUAUGAGAUGGUGGUGGGUCGUCCCCCAUUCCGGGCGACGAACCAUGUCGAGUUGCUGCGGAAGAUUGAGAAGGGAGAAGAUCGAAUUCGCUUCCCUGAUGAUAACCCAGCCUCGGAUGACAUCAAAAGGUUGAUUCGGGGUCUUCUGAAACGGAACCCGGUCGAACGACUGAGCUUUCCCGAGUUCUUCAAUAAUAACGUUAUCAAUGAUCCAAUUCCCGGAUUGGUAGCAGAUGACAGUCCGGAGCCACCCCAAUCGCCACGACCAACUCAGCUAGACGCGAGGACCGAAGAAUCACCUUACGAUACCGGACCAGAGGAGAAGUUCACGAGUCCUACUAGUAGACUACCAGCUGCACUGCCCCAAAAGUCUUCAACUCCACCGACUGCAACGCAUAUGCGUCGCGUGGGAAGCGCUGACCGGCCCCCUUCGGGCGUCACUAGGGAGCAACAGCGCGGAGGUACGCCACCUCAACGGCCUGGUCCCGUCAGCCUUGCUACUGCCCCAGGACGUCAGGAGCUCACUGACCGCAAUGCAACGGCGGCGGCUAUGGAUCGGCAAAGGCAUCGAAAUACUUAUGCUGGCUCCCCCAAAGCAAGCGAUUCAAUUGUCCGUGCCCAAGAAGCACGAGAUCUUGCUGCACAAGAAGUGGCUUUUGAGAGAGAUUAUGUUGUUGUGGAAAAACGGGCAGUAGAGGUCAACGCUUUUGCAGAUGAACUCGCCCAUAGCCCACGCUUUCAAGGCGGCCUUUCUCGGCCAGGAAACAUCGCUGGGUCUCGUCGAGCGACUACGCAGGGUAUACCAAUGGUGUCACCGUCUUCCCCGCAUGCCAAUGCUGCCAAAGCCAUGCAGGUUGUUUCCGGCCGUUCACGAGAAGACUCUACCCACCAACGUCAGCAUUCAUACGAGCGUCGGUACGGACAAAGUCCUACGUCCGCAACAUCGGCAAUCUCAAAAGCACUCAACAUGGCCAGUGGUCGUCUGUUUGGAAUGGGCUUCUCACCCCCACUUGCUAUCACUAAGGGAGGGCGAUCUCCCCCUCUAGCCUACAAUCCUUUCCCCGCCUAUCCUACGCAUUCGAGCCUCUUGAUCACCAGAGACGGCGCCAAAACAAACCCGGCCGUCGACGAAGAUUACAGGGCUGUCCAGGAAAUCGAGGAUUGUGCUACUCGUAGUGACGUUGUUUUCGGGUUUGCUGAGGUCAAAUACAAGCAGCUCAUUCCGCUGGCACCCUCGGCACCGACUGACCCAUCCGCGAGACCAAUAGACACAACCAAUGAGCCCGGGUCAGCCGACUUCGAUAACGGGCUGACGGUGGAUGCCAUUGUCACAUUAUCCGAAGAAGCCUUGGUGCUAUAUGUCAAAGCAUUGUCUUUGCUGGCGAAGUCAAUGGACAUUGCUGGAGCUUGGUGGUCACACAAGAACCGGGAAGAAGUGUACGGGGAGUCUCCCACUAAAGACAGCAUGAGCGCGGUUGCCGGUACUCGGAUCAACUACGUUGUGCAGUGGGUGCGCAAUCGGUUCAAUGAAGUCAUCGAGAAGGCCGAAUUCGUGCGUCUAAAGCUCAUCGAGGGACAACAACGGUUACCGCUAGAUCACCCCAGCCAUCCGGAUAACCAUCCCAUUGGCAACACCGCCGGCUCAACCUCUACCGCCGACGUAGUGGUGAGUCCUGGUGUCACAGCAGAGAGACUGAUGUACGACCGCGCACUCGAGAUGAGCCGCGCGGCUGCCAUCAAUGAAUUGACCGGUGAAGAUCUUGCCAACUGCGAGAUCACGUACGUCACUGCCAUUCGCAUGCUCGAGGCUGUUUUGGAAGACGAUGGAACAAGACCCACGCCGAACAGUAACAACGAACGGCAAGGCAGCUCGCAGCCCAGCGAGGGAAUAAAUCUGGAUGAUCUGCAAAUGGAGGAUCGGCAGGUUGUUGCCAAACUCGUUUCCAGCAUGCGAGGCCGCCUCACAUCUGUUCGGAAAAAGCUGGCUCUCUUGUCCAAGCGAUCGUCAGCGCCGGCUCCGACACUGGGCAGUGCGGGAAAAAUACCCUCAUCCACUGUUUCGCCUAUUGCAUAUACUACGGGGGUGACACCGCCUAGAUGA
This is a messenger RNA of Penicillium bovifimosum, 2877 nucleotides long. RefSeq names its product serine/threonine protein kinase ATG1 (gene atg1). Bases 1 to 2877 code for a protein of 958 amino acids. Gene Ontology annotation, biological process: protein autophosphorylation; autophagy; autophagosome organization. The transcript is spliced from 3 exons. Gene Ontology annotation, molecular function: ATP binding; protein serine/threonine kinase activity. The record is from RefSeq and is a predicted model, not a curated record. Lineage: Eukaryota; Fungi; Ascomycota; Eurotiomycetes; Eurotiales; Aspergillaceae. Gene Ontology annotation, cellular component: cytoplasm; autophagosome.